Acanthoscelides obtectus is the source of this 6066-nucleotide messenger RNA. NCBI's taxonomy places the organism in Eukaryota, Metazoa, Arthropoda, Insecta, Coleoptera, Chrysomelidae. The record is from the annotation of a GenBank genome assembly.
UAUUAUUUUUUUAUUUCGAAGUCGCAACGCAUUUUAUCAAAAAUAAUGACCGUUUCUUUUGUUCCAGUUGAGGUGGAAGGCUAUGGGCCAUACAAGCCAGUGCCCCCUCCCAAGCCGCUGUCUCAACAGCACGACUACCCCCAACAACCCCAACAGCAACAGUCCAGUGGCGGCACCCCGCCCCCCUAUAGGAUGCCCCCCUAUCCUCCAUUCGGCGAGCCCCAGAUUCCCGGCGCCGCUGGCGUAGGUCCUGUAGAAUCCACCAUCAUUGCGGGGAGUCCCGUAGCUCAGCGCUACCAGCAGGGGCUGCAUACGCACUCGAAUAAAUUUCCGAUCGAGAGAGAAGUGAUUCUGACAGCGACUGACAAGGAUUCGAAGAUCCCCAUACUACAAGACUAUAAGAAGAGGAGCAAAAGCACUGUGGUAGCUCCUGACGUACCUCCUAAGCAAAUGGCGGCCUGGACGCAAGGGCCUAUGCAGAACAUGCAGAUUUUGCCUGAUCAGACGCACUCUGGACUAAUCCAGACGGUCCAGCAACAAUCUGAAGCAAACGGAGCUUCGGCAUAUCGAGCAGCUUCAACUUAUCACCUCCAAGACUACUACGUAACCCAAAAUGAGCCUUCCACGGGAGCUGUUCCGAGAGCUGGAGCCUGGCAUGGAAAUGCCGUUGAUCCCAAUAAGCCUGCUCCAAGACCAAUCAGUAAUGAGGAUUACACGAAUAACUCACAGACGGUGGCCAUCCAAAUGGAGAACAAAGAUGCAACCCCAAAAGAUCAGAAAAAUAUGAAAAGCGUAACGAAGACUUACCACACUAUCAAGGACAUCAUCUCCAACAGGUUUAAGAGCAGUAAAGACAAUCUGGAUGAGAAAAAUGAGGAUUCAGGAUUGAACAAUGUUUCAGAAGAUAUCAGAAAAUCACAAGGCAAUAUCAUCGAGGAGGUGGAUAGUAAGAAGGCUCCAUUGCCAGAUCAAACCUACACCAAGCAGCCUAGCCUAUCCCAGCAACAACAGUACAAACAACAGACAAGUCAGCAGCAGUUUAUCCAGCAACAGAUGCUGGUGCAACACACCGUCCAAAUGCAACAGUAUCAACAUCAGUUAAGUCAACAGCAACAGUACGCUCAGAAAAUGGCGCAGGUCCGGUCUCAGAUGAUUGGAACAGCGCGUCAAGAGGAGUUGUACUACCAGACGAACUAUGUGGGGAACGUCCAGAGAGCAGCUGGAAGAUUUGCUCAGGCUGGGCAGCAGAUUACUGGUUUACCUGCGCAACCUAACUUGCAGACUUCUCCAGAACGACGAAGCGCUCAGCAGCUGGAGAGAGAUAGUCUCAGACAGAGAAGUUUUGAGGCUCGUCGAGCUGCCUCGCAACCUCAGCUAGCCUUUGAUCAUGAAGGUGCUCCAGAGAAUGCGCCUAACCGACCUCAACCUCAAAUACCUGUGCUGGCUAGAAGAGGAUCUCACGGGAAUAUUAUGGAUAGCAGCAAAGAUACAGAAAAAGAUAGUGACGAUGGGGGUUUCCUGAAAAGACCGCAGGCUGAGGAACACAAAGACAGUGGUGUCAAGCAGAAGGAAAAUAAUUUACAAAACGAAAGCAGCGAACACAAAAGAGAUAACACUGAAGACAAACACAGUCAAGAUGCUUUACUGGGAUCACCCAGGAAAAGGUUUGAAGGAGAAACAGGAAAGUCAGAAGGUGUCUAUAAUGUAGGCCAAAGAACAGCAAAAAUAGAAGAAGACGCAAAAACACAGAAAAAGGCAAAUCCUAGUUCAUCGGCCAAUAACUCAGAUUAUGACAAGGCUGGUGGGCAAUCCUCAUCGAACGUGGACUCUGGUAGAGGUAGUGCUGCUUACAGUAGUGGAAGACGGCCUACUGGGAUUGAUCUCAAUGGCGAUUAUGACUCCUGCCAGGCCAGUACUGGCAGAAAAUACCGAGAUGAACACAAUGGAGGCCAUGAUUCAGAAUGGGUAGACAUAGUUGAGAAUGAGCUCCGGCAUAUUCUAGAGCCGAAACUGCACGAAUUAUCGCUACAAGACAGCAGCAAUCGGAUAGCAAAUUCAACGAUGAGCGAAAGUAUAUCGUCGAUGACACCACCAUUACCUCCUUUGUCGCCAGGUGACCAAUCGUCACCCACUAUGACGCCAAGAAAUUCAAACAGAUAUAAGCACAGCAGCCUGCCUUAUGGAAGUAAGCCUGAUUACGAUGGCUUCAAGUCAAAAAGUUACUCGAGAGAUGUCAUAGGCAGUUCAAGAUGGAAUGGUACAUCAAACCAGAAGCAUCGAAUGCAAAAGAAACUAGAUCCACACGCUUUAUUACGAGAAAAACAAAUCUUUGGACUAGACACGACUGACCUCACAUCCACCACAACCCGUUCGAUGGAUCUAGAAUCCAUGCUAGAUGGCCAAAGCGAUUCAGAUGGCGACAUCAGCACAACCGAUGCCAGAACGAUCAGAAAACAACUUGAAGGCCUUGAAUCGAUGUACUCAGAAGUACUGAAGUUGCUUGGUGUGAAGAAACAUCCAGGGAGGUACCAACCGUCUGAUCCCAGAUUCAACAAGAGGAGGUACGGGAGUAUGUCGUCGCUGCCUUCUAGUUCUGUGAGCAGUAGGCCGAUUAGGGAUAAAAGGAGGACAGAUGAAAGGAAAAAGGUCCGAGACAUGCGAGGCAUCAACAAGCGUUUCCAGCGCCUAGAAUCCCACGUGGUGACCUUGGCUCGAUCAGUGGCCCACCUCUCCAGCGAGAUGCGCACCCAGCAUCUUAUGAUCCAGGAAAUGGAGAACAUCAGAGGCGAAAUCGCAGCCCUCAGGACCCAGACGAACAUGUUGAACGUGAGAUCGCAAUCAGCGUCGAGGGCUGUUAGUUCGAAGGAGCUGCCCACACUUGCUAACCCGGCUAGGGUCAAGAAGCUGACGAAGUUUUUUGGAGAUGAGCCGCCACUGUUAAGGUUGUUCCUGAGGAAACUGGGAUACGAGGUAGGCAGGUUUCGUAGAGGGUUGAAAGAUAUAGUGGAGGUCUCUAGUGCUGAUAAUGGAAAUCAUUCAUAAUUUCAUUUCAAACGCGAGGGGGAGUCAGGGGAUCCAGGUCGAGUCAGGCCUCAGUGCGUUUAAAAUGACAAAUCUAAUUUAGAAACAUUUCCUUGUUAGGUCAUCUUAUGUUUCUUGUGAAACGAUUUAUUACUUCUUCAAGAUCGACAUGUAUAUUUUUGUGCAUUCACGGGUAGUGUAGCAAGAAUGUAUAAAACUCUUUGUUGUUGGGAUACAUUUCAUUAUCGCAAUUUUCUACGACUGUUCAGGAAAAUUUCUGUCUCGGGAGAGGGGAAGCAGGUAUCGGCGAUUUAAGAUUGAAAAGCCCAGGAGCAAAAGGUAUAGCAGACCGUGCAGUAUAACAUCCAAGCAAUGAAGAUUCAACAUUUCCUAUAGAUAAAAACAAACAAUAUUUCAUUUCCCACUUAUUAUAGGGGAGCAAACAUUUUUCAAAUUCAUAUGCAUGAGAAUAGAUAAAAUUAGAUAAGGAUUAAAUUAAUAAAAUUGCAUUAAAAUACAUUGUUUACAUCCAAUCUUCAUGGUUGACUCAGUGUAUCCUAGUUUCUCGCUCGAAAGUCAUCAGACGCCAAUCUAAGGAUAGAACUUGUUGAACUUACUAAGUUACGUUAAAACUCAACAAACAGUGAAAGUACUUAUAAAAUUAUUUUUGGUACAAAAUGUUCUAUUUCGGAAUAAACACGUAAAACGCCCCCAUUCGCACACUCCUAUUUUUAAUACAAAUAAUGGAAACGAGCCGUAAUUUCAUUCCAAAUUAUGCACGUAGCCAAGGGGGGGUAGAGAGGGUUAGUAACCCCCAGGCCCAUAGCUGAUGGUUUAAAAAAUUGUUUAUUGGAGAGUGAAUUUUUGUUUUGGGUAUUGAUAGUAAAUUCUGAAUUCUAAAAUAAUAGUUUACAUAACAUCUUGAUUGAAAUUAAAAUUUUAAAACCUACAGCGCUAAAUUAAUCUCGCAACGGUCAAUUUUAUUAUUAUUUUUUCUUUAAUUUCACUCCUGCAGUGUGGUUAUAUAUGAAAUAUAGUGCAAGUGAAAACUAUGCGGCGGAUGGUGCCAUCUAUGUCUACUAUGUCCGUCGAUAAAGUUGAAUUGGAGGAGUCCGCUUACCGUCAAGUGUUAUUUGUUCUCUUGCACCAGAGGUGGCGCACGCAUCACCUUGUUACGCACAAAUAGUGGUACCAAAAGCUGCAAAAGCAUAAUCUUACUUUGUAGCAGCCAUUGACCGCACAGUGUUGUCGAUCGGCCGGAUAAGUUUCGAUUUGCCUAAUUUUUUGGAUCGUGGAGGGACUUUUUCGGAACCUCAAUUAUAGAGGAACUUUUGGGAAAGAAGGGUUGAUUAUCGAAAUCUUUGAAAAACUUACACAUCUAAUAUUUAUUAGAAGAAAUACCGUAAAGAUUCCCUGACAGGAAACACUUUCGAUUUGAAACUAAAGCAGUUCAACAACUGAGAAUUCUUCCUGUCUUCCUUUGUGUCAGGUUUAUUGACGACUGAGAUGGAUAACACACUUUGGUCAGCUGGGUGACUUGGAAUCAAUAAACUCGUGUCAAUUUUAUUAAACAAUCAAAAAAUAGAAAAAACAUAUUCCCCAGUCGCAGCCCAACAUCUGUUUUCCUGUUUGUCAAAUAUGCUAGCGGCAAAUAGCGAACUGUAAAUCAGUCCAAAUGUUUCAUCCUUUUUCAUGAAAGAUUUUAGAUUUUUGUUAAAAAAGCGGGAUGAAGUAAAGAGGGUCGUCGACAAAAGACAUCACAGUAAAGACAAGAGAAAAUCAAAGGCAAUUUAUAAAAUUAUCAAAAGGUUUUUUAUAUACUAAAGUUGUGCUUCCAAAAAUAAACUAGUAGUGUGCCACUCAAAAACUUCCAGAUAGGAGGACCAGAAGAUAUUUUUUUGCUCUUCAGUUUACAAUCUGCAGCACUUUUUUUAUACCCCCCAGACGGAACUGUUAGCUACGCCAAUGUUUGAAACCAUAGAAAUUGGGUGACGGUGACGCUAAAACAAAGUUGGAGGCUCCCUAGCGUGUUAAAGAUGCAUGAUAUGAUAUGCUUGCUUAACAGGCAUGAGCCAGAAAACACAAUUUGUAUGUAUGCAUACGAAUGCGUGGGUAGUAAUGAACUUAUCUACGUACUUAUUUUUAUUGCAGAAAUACGCAUCGGUGUUCGAAAGCGAACGAAUCGGAAUGGUUGAACUGCCCUAUUUGGAUGAAGAAAGGCUUCAGAAAAUGGGCAUACCAUUGGGACCCCGACUGAGGAUGAUGCAGGAAGCUCAAAUAUCCGUCUGUAAGGACAACACAUUGUGUAUAGUAUGAUUUUGAAAAAUCUGGAACAUUUAUAGGUUGAUCAGGAAUCUUAAAAGUGGCGGCGAUUAUAUUAAGUUAAAUAUUAGGAUAUAUUCGUCUAGAUUUAUUUUUGUAUAUUCAAUACUGAUGACUUCGAAAUAUGUAGAUUACUGGUUUGAUUAGAAAUCAUUUAUCGAUCCUCGGUAGCUAUGUACAAAUAUUUUCAACACCCCUGUAGCUGCAACUUAAGUUUCAAAAAAUAUUAUAUAACUACAGAUAUUUUCAAUGCAUAUAUUCCAAAAUAUUCUCUCAAACGUCUAUUUGUCUUUUAUAUCUAAAAUCUCUAAUUUUCUAAAGAUGUUUGGGUUACUAGUUCCACAUUGAGGAUAUUUGCAGAAGUAAUUUAUGAAGCCGUGGCUCUGCUCCUCAUCUACAUCUUACGUUAUGUAACAUAUUUAUUUAUUUCUUUCUCCUUUCAAACGAUUCUGCCGUAAAACUGGCAAUGCUGCUCAACUAUAAAUAAUGUAAAUUGUAUUGGUGGUUUUUAAUGACUGUACCUUUUGCCAAGCAUAUGAUAAUUCAAAAAUAUUCAUUACAUACACGCAUAAAAACAUAUUUCAUUUGAGACAUCUCGUACUUGAAAGUUGUAUAAUCUAAAGCAAUAAAAAUUGCCAAUUACACCAAAGAUAUGUUAUUAUUUUCAUGUAUACAUUUAUAAUAAGUUUAGUGAAUAAAAACUAUGUGAAUAAAUAUUUUCCA